AUGGACCCCUUCGCGGACACGCUGCGGCGGCUGCGGGAGGCCUUCAGGUCGGGGCGGACGCGGACAGCCGAGUUCCGGGCCGCGCAGCUCAAGGGCCUGGGCCGCUUCCUGGAGGAGAACAAGCAGCUUCUGAGAGACGCCCUGGCGCAGGACCUGCACAAGUCGUCCUUGGAAGCAGAUGUGUCAGAGAUCAUCAUGUGCGAGAAUGAGGUCAACCUGGCCAUGAAGAACCUCAGCUGCUGGAUGAAAGACGAGCCGGUGUCCACCAACAUGUUCACAAAGCUGAGUUCGGCCUUCAUCAGGAAGGAGCCCUACGGCCUGGUGCUCAUCGUUGCCCCCUGGAACUACCCCGUGAACCUGAUGCUGGUGCCCCUGGUGGGCGCCCUCGCUGCAGGGAACUGCGUGGUGCUGAAGCCAUCUGAGAUAAGCAAGAACACAGAGAAGGUCCUGGCCGAGGUGCUGCCCCAAUACCUGGACCAGGGCUGCUUCGCAGUGAUGCUGGGUGGCCCUGAGGAGACGGGGCAGCUCCUGGAGAACAGGUUUGACUACAUCUUUUUCACAGGGAGCCCCCGCGUGGGCAAGAUCGUCAUGGCCGCCGCAGCCAAGCACCUGACUCCCGUCACACUGGAGCUGGGGGGCAAGAACCCCUGCUACGUGGACGACGACUGUGACCCCCAGACCGUGGCCAACCGCGUGGUCUGGUUCCGCUACUUCAAUGCCGGCCAGACCUGCGUGGCCCCCGACUACGUCCUGUGCAGCCGCGAGACACAGGAGCGGCUGCUGCCCGCCAUGCAGAGCGCCAUCACCCGCUUCUAUGGCGACGACCCCAAGAGCUCCCCCAACCUGGGCCGCAUCGUCGGGGAGAGGCAGUUCCAGCGGCUGCAGGGCCUGCUGGGCUGUGGGCGCGUGGCCAUCGGCGGCCAGAGUGACGAGAGCGAGCGCUACAUCGCCCCCACGGUGCUGGUGGACGUGCAGGAGUCGGAGCCGGUGAUGCAGGAGGAGAUCUUCGGGCCCAUCCUGCCCGUCGUGAACGUGCAGGGCCUGGCCGAGGCCGUGGACUUCAUCACCCGCCGUGAGAAGCCCCUGGCGCUGUACGCCUUCUCCAACAACAGCCAGGUGGUGAAUCACCUGCUGGAGCAGACCAGCAGUGGCAGCUUCGGGGGCAAUGAUGGCUUUGUCUACCAGACUCUGUCAUCCCUGCCGUUUGGGGGAGUCGGUCACAGCGGGAUGGGCAACUACCACGGCAAGUUCUCCUUCGACACCUUCUCCCACCACCGCGCCUGCCUGCUCUCACACCCGGGCCUGGAGAAGCUCCAUGAAGUGCGCUACCCACCCUACUCUGACCACAGGCGGCAGCUCAUCACCUGGGCCCUGGACUCCCAGAGCUGCACCCUGCUGUGA
Molecule: messenger RNA, 1401 nt
Organism: Orycteropus afer afer
Lineage: Eukaryota; Metazoa; Chordata; Mammalia; Tubulidentata; Orycteropodidae
Product: aldehyde dehydrogenase family 3 member B2-like
Exons: 9
Coding region: 1-1401 (466 amino acids)
Biological process (GO): aldehyde metabolic process
Cellular component (GO): cytoplasm
Molecular function (GO): aldehyde dehydrogenase (NAD+) activity
Source: RefSeq, a predicted model, not a curated record